Messenger RNA from Cavenderia fasciculata, 2916 nucleotides. RefSeq lists its product as uncharacterized. NCBI's taxonomy places the organism in Eukaryota, Evosea, Eumycetozoa, Acytosteliales, Cavenderiaceae. Bases 1 to 2916 code for a protein of 971 amino acids. Gene Ontology annotation, molecular function: ubiquitin protein ligase binding; ubiquitin-like ligase-substrate adaptor activity. The record is from RefSeq and is a predicted model, not a curated record. Gene Ontology annotation, biological process: protein ubiquitination; positive regulation of proteasomal ubiquitin-dependent protein catabolic process. Gene Ontology annotation, cellular component: cullin-RING ubiquitin ligase complex; nucleus. The transcript is spliced from 2 exons.
AUGAUAGAGAAUAAUAGAAUUAAAAUGGAUCCUACAACUACGACGACAGCAACAACAACAACUACUACACAAACCAUCUCACCUCCUCUAUCACCUUCACCUUGUUUCUUGUUGGGAUCACCUGCACCUCCAUUUGCGCCAAUGAUACCUUCGCCACCAACUUUGUACUUGUCUUCACCAAAUAAUAGUCACCAUCAUCAUCACCAUCACCAUCAUCAUAAUAACAAUCAUAAUAAUAUCGAUAAUGACAAUAGUAGCAGUAGUAGUGGUAAUAGUUUGUCGUCAUCGCCCACCUCUUUGGGUGCGGCAGGCAAUGACCAUCAUCACAUGUUGACGAGUAGCACUUCGUUGCAUCCACCUCCGUCACUAUCCUCUUCACUACACCAACAAGAGUUACCCACCAACCAACUCUUACACAUUCCACUCACCUCUUCACUUUCAUCUGUGCCCUUGCCACCCUCGACCCCCGUUUCAUUAUCCUCCUCGAGUACUAUCAAUAUCAACCAUUUAUCACUAUCAAAACAAAAUGAAAAUGAAGAAACAUCUCCUCAAGAUUCUUCACCUCAACAACAACCAGAGGACCAAGACAACCAAGAGGAUGAUGAACAAGAAAAAAUCCAACAAGAUGUAGUAGAAGAACAAAGAUCUAGAUUAUUACAACAACAACAACAACAACAACAACACCAACAACAAACAAGAUUCCUUCAACCACCUGCAGUAGCAAUAAGAAAUAAUAAUAAUAUUAUUAAUAAUAUUAAUAAUAAUAAUAAUAAUAAUAAUACAAUUGUAAAAAAAGAUAAAUUAAUUUUCAAGGUUUAUAAAAAGAAAGAACAACAAGAAAAACAACAACAACAACAACAACAAGAACAAGAAAAACAAAAACAACAACAACAACAACAAAAUAAUCAACAAAAAACUAUUACUUCUUCUUCUUCUUCUACAACUUCUACUACAACAACUUUUAAAAGAACACAAAGUGAUGCAGAAUUGGAUCAAGAAUAUAAUAAUUUAAAGAGAAAACAAAAAACACAACAAACCAAAGAUUCAUUACUUAAUCAAUUAAGAAAUAGAGAGGUACAAGGAGCCAAGCCUGGUACAACUGCUCUUGCGACUAGAAAGUUUUAUCUCAAUGUUGUUCCCGACAAGACUGUCUACAAUAUUGAAAUACCUCUUUGUAUCAUUAAAAAGUUUACUAGCGAUGGAGAAAAGUUACUUUGUUUCUCCAAGGAUCUCAAAGAGAUUCAAUUGUAUCGAUUUUUAGGCUACUCUCCUUCCUAUCCAGUCAAUGCCAAUGCCGAACAAAAAAAGCAUGUCGAUAGGAACUUUUCUACCUAUUUUAAAUUAAUUUAUUCAAGUGUCAUACCUCCUUUUAAUGAAUAUCUUUGUAAAGAUUUUUCUCUUACUACUACUUGUGGAAAAUAUUUUAUAUUAUCAUCAUAUGGACAAUCAAUUAAUAAUUCAAUUAUAACAGAACCAGAUAAAUUAAUUUAUCAAUCUGCAAGUGAUUCAAUUGGACUACCAAAUCCAGAGGAUAUUUCUUUUUAUUUGGUUAGAAUUUCAGAUGGUGUUGUUUGUGAUCGUAGAACAUUUAAAAAGGAUGUUAUACAUUUGGCACACCACAGUGGCGUCUAUUUAUACCAAGACUACUUUAUCGUUUUAUCACUUCAGUACCAAACCGUUCACAUGUUUCAAAUCAACGGUUCAAAAUUUGUAAAUAUUCAUUCCAUCGGUCCUCAUUGUAAUCAAGAUGAUAAAUUGGCAAUGCAACUUCAAGAGGAACUUGAAAAACCAUAUGAAAUAUUAAAAGAAAAAGAAAAAUUAAAUUCAAUCAACAGUACUAUUUCACCAAUGUUAUUUAAUCCAAAAGAAUUUCAAGAAAAAGAAAAAUCAUCUACUAGUAUAUCAACAACCACCAUACCAACAACCACAACUAAUACUACAACUACCAAUACCACUACAACUACCAAUACUACCAAUACCAAUACUACUACCAAUACCACUACCGCUUCUUCUACAACUACAUCUAUACCAAAUGGAUUUAUAAUUGGUAUAAAACAAAGAUUUUUAUCAUAUUUAUACAAGAGAUCAUUAUUAUCUGAUGAUCCAAAAAGAUCAUUAUCAAUGUAUUAUUCUCUUUUCCCACAAUAUAGUAGUUUGGUCAUGUGGAAGAUGCAAUCAUUGGAUGCAUCACAUCUUUUAAUCAAAUUUGGACCAAUCGAUGGAUUGUUGGGUCGAAUCACCGACUAUUGCAAUCAAAUAUGCUUUUUUGUAGUCUACAAUGUUCACACUACCGAAGUGAUUGGCGUCUAUGAAAAUAGCAACAAAGAGUUUGCCCGUACCUUUGAACAGUUUUGCGAACAUUUCCGUGCCUGUUCUUGUCCCAGUGGCCUCAUCAAGUUUAGAUCCACCUGUUCCAACAAUAUCUUUGUCCGUGAACACUUGAUGAAGCAAAAGUUGGCCGUGGUCAAUGCACGCUAUGGAGGCGAGACACAGGCCGUCAAGCGUAUCCUAUCGGCUUUGCCAUUUUCACCACAAUCUUGGAACGAAUCACCCUAUUUUGAUAAAUACCUAUUUAGCUAUGACGAAAAGAUCAUCUCGUCGACUGAACGUCCCAAACCACUCGUCGAAUGCCCCAUCAAGUUUUAUUCACGUCUCUCGGGUGAAGUCAAGUUUAAACUAAACACUGGCUCGCAAGACAAGACUGAUCGUUCAAAGAAAUACGCUACCUAUAUAUUCCAUCCCUACUGUCCAUUUAUCAUAUCUCUUCAACAUUCAAACUCGAACUUUUCAAGUCAAAUUGUUGCCAAUUUUCAUUUUAAAUCGGAUCAAAUCAUUGAUGAAUCAAAUAAUAAUAAUAAUAAUAAUAAUAUUAAUAUUUCACAACAACAACAACAACAACAACAACAACAACAAUAA